UGACAUAAUUGACAUAAUAAUAAUAAAAUACACAAAUAAUUCCUGAUUUUCUAAGUUUUUCAAUAUAUACAAUAAAAAGAAAAUUACACUGAAGUCACAAUGUUGAGUCCUGAAGGUGACCUAGCAAUUCAAAAUGAAGUUGAUACUAAACAGGCUGGAGAAACUUGCCCUAUCAAAACGAAGAAAGUAACUCCUGAAGACUCGACUGGCGCUAUUGGAUUCAGCAGCAGCUCUUUCAAAAACCCCAAGACCUGGAAGAAAUCUUUUGCCAAUUUCUUUCGACACCAGAUCCGUACAUCGCGGUCACAUUCGAGCGAAGGCGAUGGACCAACUGCUAACAAAGAGAAGUACGAAAACAAAGAAAUAAGCCCAGAACUUAAAUGGCAAUCAUUGGGAAAAGUGUUUCGUCGUCAAAGCCUUAUUGAACCUUGGAACAAAGCAUCCAAUCAGCAUGGGGGGGAAAGUUCUACUUCAAAUAAGCGUCUUGCCGUAAGAAAAGUGUUGUCUAGUUAUUUUGGAAAGUCUCAAUCCCCUAAUUCUGGCUUGGAUGAUAAAUAAAUGUUAUGAUUUCAAAAUAAUUUCGCAAUAACAUUUGGCUUACUUCAGUAAUCACUUGUGAUAAUUUCAGUGUGGCAUAUAGCAUAAUAAAAUAGAAUUGCUUCUUUUUAAUUUAAAUUUGGCGCCGAAUACGCCAAGCGAUAGUAGCGAAAUUUUACUAUUCAUUCGAAAUGUUAUUCUCACUUGAGUGAAAUUAAUUCAUUUUAAUUAAUAAAAUAAAAUCUGAGUUAAAA
Molecule: messenger RNA, 791 nt
Organism: Cydia amplana
Lineage: Eukaryota; Metazoa; Arthropoda; Insecta; Lepidoptera; Tortricidae
Exons: 2
Coding region: 100-558 (152 amino acids)
Source: RefSeq, a predicted model, not a curated record